Xenopus laevis (African clawed frog) is the source of this 1487-nucleotide messenger RNA. RefSeq names its product transmembrane protein 74B S homeolog (gene tmem74b.S). Gene Ontology annotation, cellular component: sarcomere; cytoskeleton. Gene Ontology annotation, molecular function: actin binding. The transcript is spliced from 2 exons. The record is from RefSeq and is a predicted model, not a curated record. The coding region runs from base 411 to 995 and encodes 194 amino acids. Gene Ontology annotation, biological process: positive regulation of Rho protein signal transduction; positive regulation of transcription by RNA polymerase II. NCBI's taxonomy places the organism in Eukaryota, Metazoa, Chordata, Amphibia, Anura, Pipidae.
GCUAUGUUUGUGUGUGAAAGACACAUGAGCAUGUGUUUGGCCAAGCCCUGCCUCCUGUCCCAUUCACUGGCCCAUAAAAGAGAUUCUUGGCUCUUGGACCAAAGACUUUCCCAUGUGUAAGAGUGUAAGUAUAGAAUGAGCACUGACCGGAUGCCACUCAUUCCUGCAUGAUUACAGCAGCCACCAUGGGACCAGGCAGAAAGGAUUCAUGUAAUCACUAAUGCUUAAGGUUGGAGCUAACUCACACUCACUGCUUCCUUUGCACAACUGCACCACUAACUUCCACUUAUACAAGCACACCACUAAUCCACAUUCACUGCUUCCCUUGCACAAGUGCACCUCUAAAUUCACAAUCACCGAUUCACUCGCACCGUUGUUGUCUGUCCUCGCCAUUGUGAAAGACCCAGGAUAUGGAGGAAGAAAGAACCCCCAGAAUAUGCAAUCCACCAAUUAGCCCCAGUGGGGAUAAUAAGGAAAAUCAAAUAAAAGAAACGAAUGGGGAUUCGCGAGAUCCAACCAGUGAAGCUGGAAAUCGGAGAAAGGAACUUCUGUCCAAGAUAAAAAUUGUGACAAUGUCAGACCUGAAGAGAGAGUGGCAGAUUCGGUCUGAGAUGCAUGUGAAGAAGCAGAGACUCAACCCAUUUAGUGAAGAAUUUGACCACACUCAUGCCAUGUCGGUGCGGCUCCAGAAGGGGGACCAUGGAUACGGGAGACCAGAGGAAGGGAGCCGGACAGAAGAGAGGGGCAAGAGGGCAUUACGGCACAUACACAAGGAAGUGGAAGAGAUGGUUCUGGUUAUACGGGAGAUGGGGGUGAGGGGAAGGGAUGGGAGGGUGCGGGUGACAUUUGGAAGACUGUUCCAGAGGUACGAGCGUAUCUCUGAUAAAGUUGUAGGGAUUCUGCUAAGGGCCAGAAAGCACAAAAAGUUGGAAUUUGAAGGAGAGAUGCUGUGGCAGGGUGUACAUGAUAAUGUCAUUAUCACCCUGUUGGAUUAGGGGCAGAGAUGAGGGGAAGAUUUGAAGCUUAGUGCUUAAAACAUUGAAUCAAUUGGGGAAGAACUGGAGGACAACUCCACUCCACCCUUACAUGCCUGGGCUGUAUUUGGAAUUGUGCAAUGCUGAGCCCAUCCCCAGAAUGUGUAUCUCAAAUUCUUCUUCUAUUAGAUUGUAAGCUCUUUGGGGUUACUGGAUUCAUUAUAUGUAAAUUUGUUUUACAGAGCUGCAGAAUAUGUUGGCGCUUUAUAAAUAAGUAUUAAUCAUGUGCUUGGGAACUUUCAGAAUUAUAAGUAUGUCAAAUACAGACAGGAUCAUUGGAAAAGAUAUUUUCUAUGCACACAUGACAUCAAGUUUGUACAUCUGUUCUGUUGACAGAAGGAGCCUCUCAGAGCCUAAGAUGCCCGAGCAUGAAUAGCUAUGGGUACAAUAUGACAUAUUUAGAAUGUUUUGGGGUCUCACAGGGGGUAAUAAAAUAUUCAUUUUCAUAAUUAA